Cetraspora pellucida is the source of this 4140-nucleotide messenger RNA. NCBI's taxonomy places the organism in Eukaryota, Fungi, Glomeromycota, Glomeromycetes, Diversisporales, Gigasporaceae. The record is from the annotation of a GenBank genome assembly.
AUGAGUAGUCAACCACUAAAAUGUAAAGGCAAAGAAAAUGAAACUUCAAGCGAAUGUCGUUUAUAUAGUGAAUGUGAUAAACUAAGAUAUCAAGAAAAAAAAAAGCAAGAAAGCGCUGAAGAGCGCAACGAACGUCUAGCAAAAGCUCAUGAACAUAUGCGAAAAAAAAGACGAUGUGUUUUAGAGCCUAAUGAACUGGCAAACAGAAUUGUAACUGAAACAGAAGUUCCUGAAAACACACUAAACAUUCAGCAACUAUCAGAAUCUGAUCAUAAGCUUUUAAAAAAAUUUCGUACUGAGAUAAAUAACUUGACGCAUCGCUUUUGUCCUACAUGCAAAGAAUGUUUUCCUUCAAUAACACUCGUUAUGAGAGAAUGUAGACGCUGCUAUUCUGAAAAGGAUGAUAUAAAAAAAUUCUCAGCUGAAAACAACAUGGACCCUGGAGAUGUAUCCAAAGAGCUGAAGUGUCUUACUGAAAUCGAAGAAAUGUUAAUAGCUCAGGUGUUCCCUGUUGUGUCCGUAUAUUACCUGCAUGGGGGUCAGUAUGGUUACCAUGGAAAUUCUGCUAGAAGUCAACAUACAUUCAGAGACUUCACUAUUCGCCGGGCUAAGGUUGAAAAAGCACUUUACUGGCUAAAGACCAAUAAUCACUACUAUAAAAAUAUUAUCAUUGAUGAUAAUGUGCUACAUUUUCUACCUGAUGAUGGUCCUGUUGAUGAUCAGCUUUUACAACUUCAAAAUGAAAAUGAAUUGCAGGACGAUGAGUUUCUGGAUAUGGAAUAUGAUCAUCUAACUAAUGAUACCGGGGAUGUAGUUACACGUAAUUUCGUUCCUACCCCUGCUCCGUCUUUUAACAAAGAAUUUGCUAUUAGUGAUAUGCUUUCACAAAUGCAAACUGAAACUCAUCCAAUUAUGUGGCCAAGGAUAGAAGAAAAUCCUAUUAACGAAUUUAGCAUACCAGGUUAUAUUGCUUGUGCUUUUCCAACCCUAUACCUAACAGGAGAUGCUAACCUUCAUGCAGAGCAUGUAAAAGAUGUCAACCCAGCAGAAUAUUUCAAGCAUUUACUUAAAUAUAAAGGUGGAAGGUUUGCACGUCAUCCUCAAUGGCGUUAUUUUGCGUUAAAUUCGCAAAUGAGAUGGAAGGCGUUGCAAGAAGGGAGAAUCUAUAUAAAGCAGUGUCAAGAUGGCAUACAGCUUAGUGUUGAAGAAAUACAAGAAUUAGCAAAUAGUGAUAGUCAUCUUGCAGAUAAAGUAAUACGCUUCAGUGAAGAUUUGCGUGGAACUCGGCAAUUCUGGAAAAGACGACAUUUUGAAUUGUCAGAUAUGAUCAAGCAGUUAAAGACACAUGGAAUGAUUUUUUUCACCUUUAGUGCUGCUGACUUACAUUGGCCAGAUCUUCAUAACCUUAUGCCGCAUGGUGAAAAUCCAGUAGAUGGAGAGUCGGAACAAGAGGCAUGCAAACGUCGACAUCAAGAUUUAAUAGAUAAUCCUCUUAUCGCUGCCUGGUUUUUUGAAAAGCGAUUCAAAGUUUUUUUAGAAAAAGUCCUUAUCCCUAAGUUGAAGUUGGAGGAUUGGUGGUAUAGGUUCAAAUGGCAGCAUCGUGGCAGUGUUCACAUCCAUGAUAUUAGAAAAAUUAAAGAUGUGCCUGUAUUUGAGUGGGAAAAAAUAAAAAAUAAUGAAAUGGAAAUUAAUACAAUAGUUCAAUACUUUAAUUCAAUAGUUACUAUGAUUAACCCAGGACUCAACGCACCUAUACCAGAACGUCACCCUUGCCAAAAAAGCAGUGAAGAAUUAAAUGACGACUUACAUGAUUACAUUGAGCUUAUUAACAAAUUACAAUGUUAUACACGUUGUGGUUCUUCAUAUUGCCUUAGAACAAAUAAGGAAGGGCAACAACAAUGUCGAUUUGGAUAUCCUAAAGAUAAUAUAGACCAUACCUUUAUUCAUGACAACAAUGGCCAACCAGAGCUCUUUACAGCACGAAAUGAUCCUUAUAUCAAUCCGCAUAACCGUCUUCAGCUUCAAGGAUGGCAUGCAAACGUUGACAUAAAACCUAUUUUGAAUAUCCAUGCCGCUCUACAAUAUGUUGCGAAAUAUGCAAGUAAAUCAGAACCACGUUCUGCCACCUUUUCAGAAUUAUUAAAUAAGAUUCUUCGUGAAAGUAGACCUUCAGAUUCUUCACUUGGUGCUUUUCAGUAUUUAUUACUCCAUACAGUUGCAGAACGUGACAUAUCUGCACAGGAAACAUGCCAUCUCCUCUUUGGUAUUCCACUUUAUCAUUCUAGCUGUUGUUUUGUAACCUUAAAUCUUAAUAAAGAAGCAUUUCGAUGGCUUCGUGGGACCGGUAAUGAGAACUUUGUAACAUUAGGCCAAGUUGGACAAACAGAACAAUCUCCCUUACAACGAUAUUGGAACAGAUCAGUUGAUCUUGAUGAUCUCUCAUUAUUUCAACUUUAUCAAGGAUAUAGGUAUUCUAAUGAGUUUUGCCGAAUAAAGGUCCUACUUCAUGUUCACCACAGAAGUCUUGAACAGUUAACUGAAAACAACUCUGUUUCAUGGUCUGAAUUCUUUAAUCGAAAUCUUGCUGAGAUAGAAAAUGAACUUAAUGAUUUACUUGGCCCAUUUAUUGACAAUUUGGAAGAAAUUGCUUAUGAGGAAGAGAAUAAGCAACUAGAAACUGAUGAAGAUAAAGAUGAAACUCGACCUGUAGAUACAUUUAUACAGCAAGUUCGCAGUAAAGAAGCUCUUAAUGAUGAAAAUUUAGACAACAAUACUAUAGAUUACCAAACCCUGAAUGACAAUCAAAUAAAGAUAUUUAAGAGACUUGAGACAUAUUAUAAUAUUAUUAUUACAGGUAGUAAUAUUGAACCAUUAAGAAUAAUUAUCAUGGGAACUGCGGGCACAGGUAAAUCAUAUCUGAUUAAUGCAAUUCGGCAACUACUUCAAGAGAUGGCAAUAAGGAAUGGUGUUGAAAGCUCCCCUAUAAUUGUGCUUGCACCAACUGGAGUCACAGCUUUCAAUAUUCACGGGACAACGAUUCAUUCAGCACUUUCUAUUCCAAUAAGCGGCACUAAUAUUGAUAUAAAAGGUGAAAGUUUAAAGCAGCUACAAAAAAAAUUGAAUGGUGUAAAAUAUAUAAUAAUUGACGAAAAAAGUAUGAUUGGGUGCUGCAUGCUUGCUUUAAUUGACAUGCGGUUAUGUCAAGCAUUUCCUGAGAAACAGAAUCAACCAUUUGGAGGUCGAUCGAUUAUAUUAGUCAGUGAUUUCGGCCAACUCCCACCAGUGCUUGAUUUGCCUAUGUAUGUGCAAAAUCUUAGUCAUGAUCCCUUAUCAAAUGACGGUAUUACAGCAUACAGGCAGUUUCAGGAGGUCUAUCGACUUGAUAUUAUUCAGUGUCAAGCAGGAGAUUCAGAAGAACAAUGUCACUUUAGAAAUAUUCUAAUGCGUUUACGUGACGGUGAAUCUACUAUUAAUGAUUGGAAAGCACUUAUUGAAGUUGAAGAAAUUAAUAUUAACACGCUAAAGUCAUUGAAUAGUCCUAUUGCUAGAAUUCAUGCUGUUCACACUGGUGGUAAUGAAGCAUCCAAAGCUGAUUCAGAUGUGGCAAAAGGCCUUGAAUCUCAAAUUCUGUUAGCUAGGGGCACUCGUGUUAUGCUUAGGGCAAACCUGUAUGUAGAGGUCGGGUUAGUUAAUGGUGCAAUGGGAACAGUCCACGAUAUAUUAUUUGAAGAAAAUCAAGGACCACCUGCACUUCCUAUUGCAAUUUUUGUAGAAUUCGAUGCUUACAAUAGCCUCGCGAUUAUAUCCACAGAUGAUAAAAGAACUAUCCCAAUCCCACCUAUACGACGCUCAUGGGAUACAAAUACAGGGACUUACUCACGUUUACAAAUCCCCCUCAGCCUUGUCUGGGCCAUCAUGGUACAUAAAAGCCAAGGACUAACACUUACAAAUGCUAGGAUCAGUCUUGGAAAAAAAGAAUAUGCUUGCGGUCUCUCAUUCGUAGCAAUAUCCCAUGUCCGUGCUCUGAAGGAUAUUCUUUUUAAUCCAUUUUCACUUCAAAGGCUUCAAAAAAUAAGGCAAAGUAAGAGAAUGCAAGAAAGGAAAAAUGAGGAGAACCAAUUAAUUUCUAUGAUAACUUAA